Trypanosoma rangeli is the source of this 1854-nucleotide messenger RNA. Its product is annotated as putative protein kinase. Gene Ontology annotation, molecular function: ATP binding; protein kinase activity. Bases 1 to 1854 code for a protein of 617 amino acids. The record is from RefSeq and is a predicted model, not a curated record. The transcript has a single exon. Gene Ontology annotation, biological process: protein phosphorylation. NCBI's taxonomy places the organism in Eukaryota, Euglenozoa, Kinetoplastea, Trypanosomatida, Trypanosomatidae.
AUGGAUUCGGGGCUGGAACAAGUGGGGCCUUAUGAGGAUCAAAGUGUUGCACUGCAGGCAGAGCCGACGCGUAUCGACUUUGAUGAGGGCUACUACAUUGGUACCGUCGACGAGGAUGGCCGCAUGUCUGGUUACGGUAAGGCUGUUUGGACGAGUGGCGAUACGUAUGUGGGAACAUGGCUCGGUGACACCAUGAAUGGUCGAGGUGUGUACACUUGGGCAGACGGUGACUGCUACGAGGGUGAGUACAAGAAUGGCCUACAGAACGGCUUUGGCGUUUUAAAGGAUGCUACAGGUGUUUACACCGGAGAGUGGGUUGACGACAUGCGUCAGGGUAUUGGAAAGAUGGAGUAUGCUUGCGGGAGCGUGUAUGAAGGGGAGUGGGUCGCUAAUAUGCGCCAUGGAGAGGGUAAGCUCACGGAAGAAAGCGGGAUUGUGUAUCACGGCGAAUUUGUGCGCAACGAGAAGGAAGGCAAGGGAGUCAUGACUAAUGCGGAAGGUGAUGUCUAUGAGGGUGAAUUUGCUAAUGGAAAACCUAAUGGUAAGGGAAAGUAUGUUUGGGCGGACGGCGCCAAAUAUAUCGGAUCAUUUAAAGAAGGCCUUAAACAUGGACAAGGGUGUGAAUGGAUGGCGAACGGCGAUUGGGUAGCUGGGGUUUUUGUGAAUGGUGAACACGAUCAGAAGCAGGCCGUACACAAAGCUGUCGUUACGGAUGAGGACCCUUUCGGUGAACAAAUAGACCCUGCUGUGUUGAUGGCCUUAGAUGCACAAAAGUUGCGCAUGAUGUCGCGAGGCCAAUUUCCUACUGAUGAUAAAAAAUACUUCAAUAAUAUAAAUGCUACGGGCAGCGUCACCAGCAACGUAAGCGACCCUUCAGGCUGGAUCAAUAAUUAUAGUGGUAGUCUCCUAAUGACAAACAGUCUAACGCACUCUGAACACGGAUACACCAAUGGUCAUACAGCUAUUCCUGUGGAGACACCUUUGCGGCAGAGUCGAUUAAUGCUUACAGAUGCGGAUUUAGAAGGGUGGCGGCAAAUAAAAAUUAUCGGAAAAGGGAGUUAUGGGGCGGUCUAUGAGGCCCUUCUUGUGAGUGGGCGAACAGUGUGCUGCAAGGUGAUUGAGUUGGGUUCUCUCACUGACCGUGAGGAGAUGGAUAAGCUUCGAAAUGAAAUUUCAUUAAUGAAGCGACUUCAUCAUCCCAAUAUUGUGCAAUAUUACGGUUGCCAAGAGGAAAGAGGCAAAAACACCUUGAACAUAUUUAUGGAACUUGUGAGUGGAGGAUCAAUCAACACGUUUGUAAAGAAAUUUAAAACAAUUCCACUACCGACGGUACGCCAGUGGGCGUAUCAAAUAGUCUGCGGGGUGAAGUACCUGCAUAAUUGUGGUAUUGUGCAUCGCGACAUCAAGGGUGACAACGUUCUGGUCUCGCUUGAUGGGAUCAUUAAAGUAGCGGACUUUGGGUGCAGCAAAGCCAUUGACGACGUGUGUAGUAAAACACACGGUUGCCAGACGAUGGUUGGGACACCAUACUGGAUGGCACCGGAGGUGAUCAAGUGCGAGGCUGGUGGGUAUGGCAUGAAGAGUGAUAUCUGGUCAAUCGGCUGCACUGUUGUGGAAAUGAUCACAGGAAAGCCCCCGUGGCCCGAGUGUAACUCCAUGUGGGCUGCGGUGUACAAAAUAGCGCACUCCACGGGGUUGCCGACGGAGAUCCCAAAAGACUUGGACCCAAAACUCAUGAACUUUCUUGAGCUGUGCUUUGAGCGUGACCCGAAGCAGCGCCCAACGGCGGAGCAACUCUUGCGACAUUCAUUUUUUGGCGCUUUAGGUAGUAACGAUGGCGGACAAAUGAAGUAA